AUGCGGGCCCUCUUCUGGAAUAUCAGAGGGAUGAAGAAGGCUGCUGGUCGUGCAACCUUUAGCAACAUUCUUCUAGCCAAGCACCCUGAUGUGGUUUGUCUAGCAGAACCAAUGGUGGAGGCAAGAUCAGUGUUCCCAAACCUGGAUGCGGAAUUAAAAGCUGCAAAGGAUGAUCAAGAAAACAAGCUUGCAAAGGAUGGAGAGCUCUUGGACUGCAUUCCCCAUAUUCUUGACGACCUUGACGUUAGAGGAUUGGAAGCCAUCCCAAAUGAUCAAGAAAUCAAGCUUGCAAUAUGGGACCUGGACCCUGACAGUUCUCCAGGCCCUGAUGAUUUCUCUGGUGCUUUCUUCAGACAUUGUUGGGAGCUGAUUGGUUUUGAUGUUUGCCGUGCUGUGAAGAACUUUUUCAGACUGGAACCCUUCCUAAAGGAAUCAAUAAUAGCUUCUUGGUCCUCAUCGCGAAAAUGGAAGGUUAUGGUCACAAGGCUCUCUUCUCUCCUCCCUAAACUCAUCUCGGAAGAGCAAGGCACCUUUCAGAAGAACAAGGUAAUUCAGUCCAAUAUCAGCCUGGCUUCAGAGUUAGCUAACCUCAUGUUUGACUGUACAAGAGGUGGAGGUAUGAGGAUAAAAAUAGAUAUCCGGAAAGUCUUUGACACUGUUUCUUGGAGCUUUCUCUUCCAAGUCCUGAAAAAGUUUGGUUUUCCUGAUACCUGGAUUGCUUGGUUGCAUCAAAUUCUUCGUUCAUCCAGAAUUUCAGUGUUGCUUAACAGAGGUCCGAUUGGGUUCUUUGGUGUUGAGCGAGGGCUGCGUCAGGAUGAUAUCUUCUUCUUUUUAAAUGGCUCCAUCAGAUACGUCAGACAUUUCAAUGACUUUCUUACAAAGUAUCAGCAGUUUUCCGAUCAACAAAUCAACCUCGACAAGAGUAAACUUUUUCUGGGGAAGAUGUCUCUAGAUAGGAAGCAACACAUCUCUGAUACCCUUGGAAUUUCCAUCUGCAAGUUCCCUACAAAAUAUCUGGGAGUGAAAAUUUUCAAGGGUAGAGUCACUCGUGAACCACUCCUCCCGGUGAUGGAUAAGAUUAAAGGAAGGAUGGCUGGUUGGAAAGGAAAGCUCCUAUCCAUGGUUGGUAGGGUGGAACUGGUUCGAUCUGUUAUAUCUGAUAUGCCAUUCCACAACUUCUCUGUAUACUGGUGGCCUAGCUCUUUAUUGAACAUCAUGGAGAGAUGGAUGCAGAACUUCAUUUGGAGUGGCGAUCCUGAAACAGCCAAAGGAGUAAUAAUCAAUUGGGACUCUAUCGGUAAGCCUAAACAGGAAGGAGGGCAUGGAAUUAGGCGUCUGAGGGAUGUCAACAAAGCUCUUCUCUGUAAGCAGGUAUGGAAUAUAAAGCACUCAACAUCAGCCCUGAGCAACAUUAUUAAUGCUCGCUUUCUGAGGAAAAAUGAGGAGCUUAAGAAGGGAUAUAAAUCUUCCACAAUUUGGCCAGGCCUUCGAAGAAUGUGGUCUCUUGUCUCUCACUAA
This is a messenger RNA of Macadamia integrifolia, 1518 nucleotides long. RefSeq lists its product as uncharacterized. The transcript is spliced from 4 exons. The coding region runs from base 1 to 1518 and encodes 505 amino acids. The record is from RefSeq and is a predicted model, not a curated record. NCBI's taxonomy places the organism in Eukaryota, Viridiplantae, Streptophyta, Magnoliopsida, Proteales, Proteaceae.